Molecule: messenger RNA, 2516 nt
Organism: Pygocentrus nattereri (red-bellied piranha)
Lineage: Eukaryota; Metazoa; Chordata; Actinopteri; Characiformes; Serrasalmidae
Gene: abcb6b
Product: ATP-binding cassette, sub-family B (MDR/TAP), member 6b
Exons: 18
Coding region: 312-2276 (654 amino acids)
Biological process (GO): transmembrane transport; heme transport
Cellular component (GO): membrane
Molecular function (GO): ATP binding; ABC-type heme transporter activity; ATP hydrolysis activity
Source: RefSeq, a predicted model, not a curated record
CCAUAUGACAACACUGACAAUGGCUUUUCGGGUAAAUAUUUGUUGUCAACGCUGCCGGCGAGAGAGCGGCAGUCAUCACACGUUUGGAACUGCACCUCAUAUGUGAAUAAAGUAAUCAAACCAGUUAGAGCACAAGUAACUAGAUACGUCGGUCUCAAACGGCGUUCACGAACACAAAAGAGCCACAACAGGGAGCUGGUGCUACAGGACAGUAGCCAAAGGUCCAGAACGGUCCAUCAGAAAGGUCCGUAUGGUUGCUGUUAGUGACACCGAUGGAUGAAUGACUAAAGGGAAUUUGAAAACCUGCACAGAUGGCGAGCAAGAGUCCGAAAAGUAAGAAGAACGAAACUGAGGCGAAUCAGACAUUUACAUUGUCUGUGGAGACCAAAGAUGGCCGACAGCAAGGGUCCAGUAAGGUCAGGGUAGUGCCCAGUUCGACAUGGAAGGAUUUGGGGAGGAAAGUGGCACUGCUGAUACCCUACAUGUGGCCCAGAGGGAGUGCCCCACUGCAGAUCCUUGUACUUCUCUGUAUCACUUUACUGGGCCUGGAACGGGUCAUCAAUGUGUUUGUGCCUAUCUACAGCAAGGACAUAGUGAAUGAGUUAUCAGAAAAGGAGAACUGGAAAGUGCUGGCAAAAACUGUGUGUAUCUAUGUCCUCCUCAAGUUCUUGCAGGGUGGUGGGGCAGGAACAUCAGGCUUUGUCAGUAACAUGCGCUCCUUCUUGUGGACGCGCGUUCAGCAGCACACCAGUCGCACGGUGCAGCUGCAGCUGUUCGCCCAUCUGCACGCUCUGUCGCUCCGCUGGCAUCUGGGCCGAAAAACAGGCGAUGUCCUGCGCAGCGUCGACCGUGGCACAUCCUCUGUCAGCAACCUGUUAAACUACAUAGUAUUCACCAUCUUGCCAACUAUUGCGGACAUUGUGAUUGCGAUAGUGUACUUUGUCUCUUACUUCAACGCCUGGUUUGGCCUCAUUGUCUUCAUCUGCAUGUUCCUCUACCUCAUAUUGACCAUCAUAAUCACAGAGUGGAGAACAAAGUACAGACGAAACAUGAACCAGCAGGACAACAAUGCUAAGUCCAAGGCAGUGGACUCUCUUCUGAACUUUGAAACUGUAAAAUACUACAAUUCUGAGAGUUAUGAAGUCAGCCGAUUUGAGGAAGCUAUCUUAAAGUAUCAGGCGUCAGAAUGGAAGAGCAAUGCCUCGCUGGCCCUCCUGAAUCAAACACAGAAUCUGAUCAUAGGCUCUGGCCUGCUAGCUGGAUCUCUGCUCUGUGCAUACUUUGUCACAGUGGAUCGGUUCCAGGUUGGGGACUAUGUUCUCUUUGGGACAUACGUUGUCCAGCUCUACACUCCUCUGAACUGGUUUGGCACAUACUAUAGGAUGAUUCAGACUGCUUUUGUUGACAUGGAGAAUAUGUUUGAGCUCCUAACAGAGGAGAAAGAGGUGAAAGAUGAUGUAAAUGCAGUGGAUCUGCUCUGCAUUGAAGGGAGAGUGGAUUUCCAAAAUGUGUGCUUCAGCUACAUAGCAGGGAAGGAGAUUCUCAGAAAUGUGUCUUUCACAGCAAUGCCUGGUCAGACAGUAGCACUGGUUGGUCAGUCAGGGUCAGGCAAAAGCACCAUCAUCCGACUACUGUUCCGUUUUUAUGAUGUCCAGGAAGGCUGCAUCCUUAUUGAUGGUCAGGACAUCUCAAAGGUACAACAGAGCUCUCUGCGUUCCUACAUCGGUGUUGUCCCUCAGGACACAGUCCUCUUCAACGAUAACAUCCGAGAAAACAUUCGCUACGGACGAAUCGCUGCGAGUGACCAGGAAGUGGAAGAUGCUGCGCUGGCUGCUGAUAUCCACCAUAAGAUCCUCUCUCUUCCAGACGGAUAUGACACACAGGUAGGAGAGAGAGGCCUGAAACUGAGUGGAGGGGAGAAACAGAGAGUGGCCAUCGCUCGCACCAUCCUUAAAGCUCCCCGCAUCAUCCUGCUGGACGAGGCCACUUCUGCUUUGGACACUCAGACAGAGCGCAACAUCCAGGCUUCUCUCACCAGGGUGUGUGCCAGCAGGACAUCUAUUGUAGUGGCACACAGGCUGUCUACCAUAAUUUCAUCAGAUCUGAUUCUGGUUCUGCAUGAAGGACAGAUUGUGGAGCGUGGAAGACACGAAGAUUUGCUGGCUAUGCAAGGGCAGUACUCAGCCAUGUGGCAAAAGCAGCAGGAGCAGCAGGAGAGCCCAGAGCCAAGUGCCUCCUCAGACACACAACAGCAGCAGCAAAACAGUGAAGAAUGACUCAACUUUAGUCCAGGUAAAAUGGAAGGAUCCAGUGAACCAAAGGUGUCGUUUUGGGUGCUGUUUUAAAGGUAAAAAAUUUCCUGGUAUUUGUUUUCAAAUAUAAAUAAGCCAAUGACAUAUUCUCUGUCUUGAUAGCUUAAAUAAAAAUAUAAUUUAAUAGUUAAAAUAUAAUUUAGAGCCUUUUGAUGUGAAAUGCUCCAUUCUUCAGGGUGAGUCAAAAGUCACAGGACACAGUUU